Lymnaea stagnalis (great pond snail) is the source of this 3392-nucleotide messenger RNA. The record is from the annotation of a GenBank genome assembly. Lineage: Eukaryota; Metazoa; Mollusca; Gastropoda; Lymnaeidae.
AUUGCUGAUACCAAAGGGGCACUUCACUGCAAGAUAUCACAAUGGCUAAUGACUUCCUAGCAGAUCAAAUGGAUGAGUUAGCGAAAAAACUUUUGAAGUACAGGAUCAGCGAUGUAAGUUAUUUUGGGUCGGUAUCAUAUGUCCAAUAAAAUGUUGCUCAUCCUGUGGACGCGAACGAUGAGUACACGUGUGACCUCCCAGUUCUAUAUUAUUGCACCCUGGACGUCUUAUUUCGCGUAGCGAGGCGGUAGAGUGUGUUGGCGACACUGAGGUCAUUUCUCGUGCGCAUGUUUUUUAGGAGCAGUAGACCAUGGCCGUUAAAAAUUUUUUACGCCAUGUCUUCGUAAAAUCCAUUUCCCUUUCUGGUAGUCAUGCGUUUCCCUAAUGUCCAUAUUUUGACUACCUUAUUGGCUAGCAGUAAAAUUGUUGUAAACCAUGCGCCACAACUUGCAGUAAUGACAAUGAAACUCUCGCAUAUUAGUACACGAACUUGUGUGUGUUAACUGUGUAUGACUUCAGCUGCCUAGUGACCAUAGAAGUGAAAAAAAAAAAGAUUAUGUGUCGGGCAGUUGUGUUUUAAAAUUGUUCUCUCCUUGAAGGAAAGUUUCAGUACCGUAUAGCUACUUUUAACACCUAAUGUCAUGGGCGCCCGCAGGUAGUGGCAAGGAUUGUGUGUGUUAAAUGUGUAUGACUUCAGCUGCCUUGUGACCAUAGAAGUGAAAAAAAAAAAAAGAUUAUGUGUCGGGCAGUUGUGUUUUAAAAUUGUUCUCUCCUUGAAGGAAAGUUUCAGUACCGUAUAGCUACUUUUAACACCUAAUGUCAUGGGCGCCCGCAGGUAGUGGCAAGGUGGGGCACUUGCCCCCCCCCCCGAUUGAUUGGAUAAAAAUUUUUAGACAAAAAUAGACAAAAAAUUUAUUAAAAUAAAGAGAAAAUAAAGAGACAGUAACUAAGCUGAUGUCCUGUCCGUUCGUUCACCAUACAAAUAUGCUACAGUAAAUUAAAACUAUAUUAAAACAUUACUAAAAAUUUUUUGCCCCCCUCCUGGAAAGUUAAUUGAUUUUUUUUUGCCCCCCCCCCUAGAAAGUUUUCUGCGGGUGCCCAUGCCUAAUGUAAUUUAGGAAGUAAAAAAAGUAAUGUUUUUUUUCUUUUUCUUGUUCACGGCUCAAAGAUCACAGAAAGGGAGCGACUGGAAUUUCUAACUGUCCUUAACAAAUUAAGGAGAAACGGGUCCCCGGUUGACUUUGGCGAUUUCAUUAAAUGCAUAGAGUCCAGCGGAGUCGCACAUAAUAAGUGCGUGAGAAUAAAAAGAAACGUGGAUAGCUGCCUGCAGGUAAGUUCUACAGAAUUGUUUUGUUUUGUUUUUUAAAUAUUUUGUUUUUUAUUAUUACUUUGCAUCACUAAUCAAGUUAAAUUCGUUCGUUGUUGUGCUGCGUUCCCUUUUUCAGGUUUGACCAAACUUUGAUUUACUCAUUUCCUAUUUUGCUAACCCGAUUGCAUUCUCUCCCCUUAUGACCAUUAAUUUAAAUUUACUACUUGACUGCUGCUUAUUGAAUGCUACCGUCUUAUCACCUCCCUUUUUUUUUCUUAUUUUGAUGUAUUAUUUUAUUUUGUUAUAUUUUUUCUGGUCUUUGUCGACGAAGGCUUCCUGCCAACACGUUCGUUGUUACGUUCCGUUUGUUUUUUCUUUCAGGUUUGACCAUACUUUGUUUUACUCAUUUCAAAUUUUAUAAGUCUGCUCUUUUUAACGGGUUUCAACAAAUCUUUUUUCAGGUGGACCAGAUAAAGUUUUACCCCCAUUACCUGCUCUGCAAGAUUUUCAGGUUCCCUACGGCAAACUUCUUCGAUUUAAAAGACGUCAGUUUGUGCCCCUUUGGUAUCAGCAAAAGAGAAAAAUUGCUAUGCAUCAAUCCCUAGCAUUAUAAACGCCUUGGGGUCCCCAGGUUAGUUGAGCAGUUAUCUUAGUAUAUUACAUUUACUAGACUAAACAACCCAAUAUCUUUUAAUUCUUUUACACAUAGUUUCUCAACGGUGGUAUUUAGGUCUAUGUUAUUAACCUAUUUGAUAUAACUAUUUAAUACACUUACUUAUUUAUAUAUCUAUUGGAUUGAAAUAUUUGAUAAAUCUAUUGGAUAUUCCUGUUUGAUUUACCUAUUUGAUAUAUCUAUUUGAUUUCCCUUGAAUCCAGUAAGUGUUCAGUUCAUGUUAGGGGGGUCAUCCAAAAAGUGUUCAGUUCAUGUUAGGGGGGUCAUCCAAAAAGUGUUCAGUUCAUGUUAGGGGGGUCAUCCAGUAAGUGUUCAGUUUAUGUUAGGGGGGUCAUCCAAAAAGUGUUCAGUUCAUGUUAGGGGGGUCAUCCAGUAAGUGUUCAGUUUAUGUUAGGGGGGCGUCCAUUUAGUACGUAGUGUUAAUUUUUGAAUAUUUUCAUUCGUUUUUUUUUUUUUUUUUUACUAUUGUUUCUCAUUCUGAUUUUUUUUUACAUUUUGUUUUCCUUUUAUUAUUGUAUUAUUUUCUUUUUUUUUUUUUUUUUUUUUUUACAAGUGCUGCUCAUUCUGAUUUUUUUAUACAUGUUGUUUACCAUUUAUAAAAAAAUCAGAAUGAGCAGCACAUUCUGAUUUUUUUAUACAUGUUGUUUACCAUUUAUGAUUGUAUUGUAGACAAUAUUGAAUUGGCAAUAUCAUGAGAAACUCAACACGGUCUCUAUAUAGUUUUAAAAUAACGAAUUUGGAUUGCACGUUUGGAGCAGGUGUUUUUGAUUUUCUCGGCGCCUCAAAACUUGUAAAUAAUUUCUUUAGUUUGUUAUAUUUUUACAUCUACAAUCCUGACUGACUCUUAUACAAGCUAUGUUGCCACACAAUUUUGAUUGUCCCUAAACAUUUGAAAGCUUAAAAUGAUUAAAGAUAUCUUUUGAUAAUCAUUUUUGUAAUUUCUAAUUACAUUUUAGUAGUUAAAAACAUUAAGUUUGAGGUUCGGCUGCACUGAUCGUGAUAGAACCUUGACCUCGACUGCUUGUUUCCUUUGUAUUUUCGUUUUGCUCUUUUUGCUAUUAUAAUUGUAAAAUUAAUUAUCAGAAUUCUCAUUAAAAAAUUGCAAUGUUUCCUACUUAUUUCCAUGUAUAUUUUGAUUGUUCCACAGACUGGUUUUACCAUCCUAACGCUUUCCAUGGCACUCCAAAUUUCACUUGUUCUUGGUUCGUUGAAACUGUUUCGAUGUCUAAAUCUACAGAAAGAAAAAAAGUCUCCUCAAAAGAUUUUUAUUUUGGUCACAGUUUCGCUAUUGCUUUGUUCUGUUUUGCCCUUGAUCAGUUUUAAUGAUUCAUCAUGAGACCCUCUGAGACGCGCCACCUCAGGGCGUUUAUAAUGCCAUGGUGUCGACCAUAGUCUAACCAUCAACUUGGG